This is a messenger RNA of Procambarus clarkii (red swamp crayfish), 1814 nucleotides long. RefSeq names its product Acyl-protein thioesterase 1 (gene Apt1). The record is from RefSeq and is a predicted model, not a curated record. Lineage: Eukaryota; Metazoa; Arthropoda; Malacostraca; Decapoda; Cambaridae. Gene Ontology annotation, molecular function: palmitoyl-(protein) hydrolase activity; carboxylic ester hydrolase activity. Gene Ontology annotation, cellular component: cytoplasm. Gene Ontology annotation, biological process: protein depalmitoylation.
AAUACAGCGUGUGUUAGCGGCGCAGCAGAUUAAUACAGCGUGUGUUAGCGGCGCAGCAGAUUAAUACAGCGUGUGUUAGCGGCGCAGCAGAUUAAUACAGCGUGUGUUAGCGGCGCAGCAGAUUAAUACAGCGUGUGUUAGCGGCGCAGCAGAUUAAUACAGCGUGUGUUAGCGGCGCAGCAGAUUAAUACAGCGUGUGUUAGCGGCGCUGUAGAGCCUUACAGCCCCACUAGUGUUGGCAGAGGGCAAGCUAGGAGGCGAGAGUGAGGAAGAUCUGGUGCGGCGGCGGUGUAUAUAUAGGCCUGGUCCUCCUAUAGCACAGCUUCCAUGAUAGUGAGAGUGUAGGAGGGAGGCAGAGGAGAGCGGCGGCGGCGGCGGCGGCCAUCGUAUGGGAGGGAAGACGGCGAAGAUGGCGGCUCCUGUAGUAGUGAACGCGACGGCCAAACACACAGCCACAGUAAUUUUUCUUCACGGUCUUGGUGACACUGGUCAUGGCUGGGCAAGUGCAAUGGCAGCUGUUGGCUCGCCACACAUCAAGUUCAUAUGUCCUACAGCGCAAGUGAUGCCGGUAUCACUGAAUGCUGGGUUCAGGAUGCCAUCUUGGUUUGACUUAAAGUCCCUGGAUGUGGAUGGUCCAGAAGAUGGGGAUGGUAUUAAGAAAGCAAGAGAUGGCAUUCACCAUCUUAUUGAAGAAGAGGUAAAAAAUGGCAUUCCACAUGAGCGAAUUAUGCUGGGAGGCUUCAGCCAAGGUGGUGCUUUGGCGCUCUAUUCCACCUUCACUCACACCAGGACGCUGGCGGGGGUCGUGGGGCUCUCGUGCUGGCUGCCGUUAAGAGAGGAAUUUCCUCAGGCCGCAAUAAGCAACACGGGCUCGCCAAUCCUGCAGUGUCAUGGGGAUUGUGACCCCAUAGUACCGUACAAGUUUGGCCAAAUAACCAGUCAAAUUAUCAAGAAGUUUGCCGGCAAUAUUGAGUUCAAGACUUACCGAGGCAUGAUGCACUCCUCCUCUGAAGAGGAAAUGGCAGACGUCAAGAAAUUCAUAAGCAAGUAUUUGCCUCCAGUUUAGAACCGUGAACAAUUGCCACUCCAAUGUCAGACUUAAGUGCAUUAUGUGAAACUCAUCACCUCUACAACAAGACAAAGAAAAAACAUUCAAGUAGUAUAAGCAAUCAGUAUUUAAUCUCUAUAUUUUUGGUUUAGAUAAUGUUGUGACUGUUGAGGAUUACAAAUCCAGUUUUUCAGAAUCAACACCUAGAUGUUCAUUGGCGGUUUGACCCCCCAGUUACCUAUAGUAGGAGGUACAUUAGUCUUUUUAAGGUGCAUUCUUCUUCACAUAUGAUGUACUGUAGUGGCAUUCUUUAUUGAUUGUAUACAAAGGGCUUCUCCAGCUUAAUGUAUCUUGAUAUUAAAUACAGGUUGAUACUCAGACUUGCUACUGCGGUCACUGUGAGUCACUGUUAAUGGCGAGUGGUGGUGGUGGUGGUGGUGGUGCAGGGAAGUGCAUGUACAUUGUUCUAAAUGAGGUUCUCAAAGGAAAGGAAAUAUGUUUGACCAAAGUAUAAUAGAUGUGAAUAAUCUUGUAUACAAUAGGUUUAGAUUAUUUAUCUUGAUGGUGCAUUUUGUUAAUUUGUCCAAUAUAAUUUCAGUAAGUGAUAAGCUAGAAUCAUUUAUUUCUUGCUGGCCAUAAUGUCGGUCAAAAUCAAACUAGUGUGAAGGAGAAAGAUGUAAUAGGUCGAGAGACCGGAGCUGGUAUUUCUGAGCAUUAAAUUACACAUCAUUUGAAAUGUCUGUCACCUCAUAAACUAUUCUCUAAA